CCGGCAACGAACGCUCUAGCUGGGGCAGUGAAGAUGUUCCAGGAACAAAUAAUGUCGCCGUCUUCGAGCUACCCAGGAGUACUAGAAGGCAAUAGUCCUGAUGGACAGCAGAUUGCCCCCCAGGGUCAACCACUCUUCAUCCCACAAAGCAGUACGACUGGUGUUUCUACUGGUGGUUACUACAGUCCGCCAAUCCAAAAUCCAACAAUAGGGCCAAAUCCCUAUGCACCCGGAUCUGGAUUUCCGACACCUCCUUUAGACGCUUCAACUCAGCAACAACAGCAGCAGCAAUUCUAUCAGUCAUACUACAAUAAUCCUGGUGGAUCAUUCGGAUUCGGACAAGCACCAUAUGGUUUCUCUCCUGCGUGGUUUACUCCCAGCACUACGAUGAUGAACAACAAUCAGCCUGGAGGAGCUCAAAGUAGUUUUGUAGGACCUCAAAUCCCAGUCCUAACGCAGCAGCAGCAGCAGCAGCAACAGUUUAGCAAUGUUGUUGGCACUAGUGCACCAGCAAAUAACUACGACGCAGCACUUCAGCUUAGUAAAGUAACACAAGGUCUUCAACAAGGGCAAGGCAAGAUGAUAUCAGAAGCGGAGAGCAAAAGCAGUAUGGUUACUUCACCAAUCAAGGACGAAAAAGAUGCCUCUACCUCUGAGGGAGUAGUUGUAGUAAAGGACAAGCAAGAACAAGAAGAUAAGAAAGCAGCGACUCCUACUUCUAGUAGCGAAAAAGCCUCUGCAGUACGCCCCGCCGCCUCCAGCACGGGAAAGACAGCAAUUAAACCAGACUCAGAAUCAAGUAGUAGCGAAGAUAAUCGUGUUGUAAACAAGAAUGACGUUCAGCACCAGCAACAAAAUAAACCCCUAGUAUCGCCAUUUAAGCAGGGUUCGAAGGCUGCCAUACGGCGCAAGGCUGAAAGACACUACAAGAGAGCCGAAAAAUUUAUGGCUAGUCCAUUCCUAUCUGGUCCUGGUGUGUGAGGUAUCUUGAUACCUCACACACCAAGUAGUCCUCCUGGAUAGAUAGUAGUCCUCCUAGAUAGAUAAUCUAUCCUGAGAAGUGACGGUGCCCUCGAUUUGCUGGACUGGAGAAUAAGAAAGCAAUUCACUCAAGCAUAGAUAGUGACUGACUAGCGUUAAGAAUUGCGUAGCGGACGCUGGUGUCGGGAGUGCGCAGAAGAAUGCUGCAAAGGAGCUCCUGGGCGAAGUGAAGGAAUGGAUAAACGACUACAUAUUGGCAGGCUCCUCAACUUCUAAAGUUAAGGCUACCUACCACCUGUCUAACCCAUCCUCAUUAUAGGGAUCUUCGAUCCCUCAGUCGACCGCAUGUUGCGAGGCGCAUUAAUAUUAUUGGGGGAUCCUUCCCCACAGGGAUGGACUAGUAGGGGUAGCGCUAAUACAUGCCAUAGAGGUGUGUUACCAGGUCAAGAAGAGGAUGCCUUGAAGGAGCUGGAGGCAGAGGUCGAUACGGUCUGUAUGAGUAGUCAAGCUUCGGCGGGAAAGCACAGCGAUGCGAACAAGCAACUAGCGUUGCUCUCUCUAGCCACCACGAUUUCGUCGUCGGCGGAUCGGAGUUUGCAGUUAUGUGGUCGAAAGUCACACUAAUUUAUAUGUUAUAAUUGCAAAUGUUGCACAUGCAGAUGCGUCUGGAGGACGACUAUUCAUAGAUUUUUAAUGCUAAAAAGAACGACAACAAGAAUAAACUUGAUAUCAUAUCACGGUCUAACCGGAAAUAGGUGGUCUCAUCUUUUUCUAAUCCCCACGCCCAUCCCCCCAGCAGACGACACGUUAACCAGAGGUGGGGAGCCGUCUUUUCUGCCGACACCGGUUGGUUCCGGCACACAGGACUGUAAGACGUCCUACUGUCGUGGCGCAGAGGACCAGCAAAUGCUCAGAGAUCUGAAAACCCGUGAGGACUGGUUAGCAAUGAAUACGAACUACGGUGCAGGAUGUGAGUGCCCAGACGGCACACGAUAUUGGAUUCGUGCGCAGUCUCAGGAUCAGGCAGCCUGUACCGACACGGCGUAUUUUAGGGAAAGGUACAACUUUUUUCCGAUUUUUUGCAGAAUCUAUCAUCACUCUGGUUGGUGGAGAUCGAGAUUCUGAUCAUGGAUUACUUUGCUUUGAACCACUGGUAACUUACUGUACCUUAACCUUAUCCACUCAUUAACUUUGAGUGACAACUGCCCUAUUCACUCAUCGACAUUGACCCACGACUAGGUGCACAAAUGGACGUGUCAUAGUACCAGUGGAUGCGACACCUGGCGGCGGUAUCUGCGACAAGCUGUACGGACAACGAAACGACCAAGAUGUGGAUCUCUUCGUCAUGGCCGUCCAGUGUUCUGCCAACACGCUACCCGUUUCUGUCAGCGCUGACUCGGCUUCAGCUUUAAGGAUGGAUGGUUGCUGUUUUAGCAUGAGUCUCGUGCAGUACUAAAGAGACCUUACAUGUAUAAUUUUGGAAGAGUCAUUACGCACAAGCUAAUACAAAAAGUUAUGCAUGUCCCAGAGUAGUUUAUAGCACGCAUGGUGCAUGGAGUAGCAUGGAGUGCAUGGAGCGCAGAGCUUUAUGGGGCGCAAGAAGCUCCCCCUUUAGCUCCAUGCUACUCCAUGUGAUCCAUGCACCCCAUGCCAUGCGAGCUGUGAAACCUUAUAAAUUGCUCUGAUUUGUCCUAUUAACAGGAUCUUCAAAGAUCAGGCCCACAAUAACCCACUACUACCUCAUCUGACUUACGACAAAACAAGCUCUAACAACAGCCUCAUUCGCCAGCAGUCCUUCAUCACCUGGAACACUCCAGAAACGCCUAGUGAACAACGUGUAUCGACAGAACGUUUUCGCAGAGAAGGUAGGGGCUCAUCCACUCUAUCCAGACCGAUUCCGGUUUGGUGGCUACUGCCGCUGUCCAAAUGUUACGCCAAAGAGUUGUCUUUUCCAAAUAGGAGGUGAAGCUCACUGGAGUAUAUUGUCGUAUCUAAUCCAUGUUGAAAGAUGACCUAGAACAUUUGUGGAAUCCAUACAUGCAUAGAGUGUGUGAGUAAAAAUCAUGCGAUCAUCUCUAACAACAGUGAGGAGUAUGGCGUGAGCUCUCGUGAUGGCUGCGCCACCCUAGAGUGCGAAAACGGGAUGGUCAUGUCCUGCAAUAGGUGGGAAGACCGGGAUGCCUGGAGUGGUCACGCAGUGGAGUGUGCGGUGUAGUUUGUUGAGAAAAUCGUCGAUAGAAUUUUGCGAUAUUUUGUUAUGCUUAAAAGUCGAGUACGAAUACGAUUUUCAUAUUGUAGCUAGAAUGAAUUAGAGUUCGUAGUUUAUUUUUGUUUUUGUAUUGCGCUGUGUCAAAGUUGAGUCAAAAAAGUCUUAGAUUUUCAAUGUGCAGCAAAUUCCGUAACCAGAUUUAGCAAUAUUCGAUUCUAAUUCUCGUUCGUGUUAGUAAUUGACACUAAAGCAACAUACCACAUCUAGUGAUUAUUGUCUUGCAGAACGACGACGAUGUAGAUGGAAAUUAACUGUCUAACAAGGCGAUCCAACGACAGAAGCAAAUAAUAGCACAUCGAUAUUACAUUUUCAGAUCUCUAUAUACGCCAAAAAUAUCUUUCCCUUUUGCUCUCCUAAGAAGAUUUUUUUAUCGCGCACAAGGAAGCUUAUGCUCGUGUAUAAGGUUAACGUCGGACAGGUUCAAGAGAGGAAGGUCAAAGUCUUUUGUUUUUCGAGUAGAUUACGACAUCUAAUGAGUACGAAAUAUUAACACUUGAGCGUUGUAGCUAAGGAAAUAUCGAAGAAGAACGAGCAACUGGUAAAAUAUAACCACAAUUCAUCAACGCACAUGAAAAAAAAGAAACUCCGUUUAUCUGUUCAACGCCACUCGUCCGCGUGGUGCUCAGGGACUACUACUCAUGAAAAUAUAAAGAUAGAGAAGCAUUGGGUAAGAAAAAUAGAAGUUGUAGGUGAGAGAGAUAUGUAUAGCUGCUAGUAUGAAAGCACAAUCUUCAAAAUGAUCAGUGUCAAAAUAAUGUCAAACAAAAAUGAACAGACAACGCAGGAGGAUACCGCCACUUAUGGUAUGGAGGUAGUGCUACCAAGUAGUAUUUUUCUGAUCAAUGGAGGCGCCGAACGGUCUUCUAGUUGUACUACGUGCCAUACUAUCAACAUACAGACAAGCUGAAGCUGAAGCGCCGGUCUUUAACUUUAUUGAGCACAAAAUAUAUUUUUCAUAGCAAAUCCAUCGUGCAGUCAUCUCGUUUUACGAGCUUCUAACAUGAAAGCAAAUGAUUUUCCAAGAACAAUUCACGAUAUAUAUUGUAGGCAUGGUGGUCUGAUUCUUGUACAGAUU
Molecule: messenger RNA, 4325 nt
Organism: Amoebophrya sp. A25
Lineage: Eukaryota; Dinophyceae; Syndiniales; Amoebophryaceae
Source: the annotation of a GenBank genome assembly